Molecule: messenger RNA, 1584 nt
Organism: Salpingoeca rosetta
Lineage: Eukaryota; Choanoflagellata; Craspedida; Salpingoecidae
Exons: 14
Coding region: 1-1584 (527 amino acids)
Cellular component (GO): intracellular anatomical structure; dystrophin-associated glycoprotein complex
Molecular function (GO): protein binding; structural molecule activity
Source: RefSeq, a predicted model, not a curated record
AUGUCUCGGUUUCUGUUUCGGCGAAGCAAGCAUGCACAGCAGGUCAAGAAGGCCGGGGGUGGGGAGGCUGCCCAGCCGUCCAUCCGGGAUGUCAACUACCAGCACCUCAAACAGUUUCGCGCAGAGCAAGGAAUGCGGGGUCAGACGGAGUAUUUUGUGGACUGGGGAGAAGCUCGCCAACGCUCCGAGGCACAGAGGGACGAUUUCUUGCAAAUGAGGGGACCGGAUGGGUCCUGGCAGGAUGUGCGUGUUGUGCUUCAUUCCACACACCUCUCCAUCCUCCGCCUCGCCACAGAACAACAGCAGGAUCAUAUUCAGCGCGCACACCGGCGACUGGAGAAGCCCCGUGAAGUGGUGAUCCACAAGUCGCCUGGCGAGACGCUGGGCAUGUCCAUCAAAGGCGGGAAGGAGCAUCGCUUGCCGAUUCUCCUCAGUCAAAUCAGGGAAGGCGGUCCCGUGGAUUUCUCCAAGGCCUGCUUCGUUGGCGACGAGAUCCUUGAAGUGAACGGGGUGUCCAUCAGGCAUGUCACACAGGAUGAAGCCAUUGACAUCAUCCAGGCAACAUAUCCACUCAGUGAAGUUCGCCUUGUGCUUCGCUUCUACCUCGCAGCGCACCACCAGCUGGUGAGCGACUACUUGCGCGCACCGGACACAUCCCCUGCUCUUUACCGCCAGCAGAAAUGGCAGCAGGUGAUGGCCAUCCCACUGGAAUAUUGCUCCGUCUCCUAUUUUCAAGGACACACAGCACACCGAAGGGAGCAAGAGUCGUUUCUCGUGCAAGCUGCGCUGGACGUGAACAAACGAGCUGUUCUCCGCCCACCGUUUGGACGGGUGGAGAAAAUGCAGGAGUGGGUUCGCGCCAUCCGCGCUGCUCGAGACAACCUCCCUUGCCAACAGAUGGCCAAGGCAGAUCCUCCACUUGACUUUACCGGCCGCGUCGUGCACAUUGGCCGCGUGCACGAACGAUUGACGGACGGGACGUGGCGUGACUUGUUUCUGGUGCUGACAGAUCACGACAUUGCGCUGCACACGUCACCACCGACACAGCCGUCUGAUCUCGACCAUCCGCGCUGGGGCGGUUUCCCGCUGCUGGCCACACGACUCGUCAAGGGCACGCGCAAACCGACGGCAGACGACCCGCUCGAUGCCCGGGAGUUGGAGCAGGGGUGCUUCAUGUUGAAGGUGUGCGGUGGGCUGUCGUUCUACCUCAGCGCGGGCUCGCCAGAGAUGGCGCUGCGUCUGCGCGUCAUGAUUGAGAAGCGAACUGAUGCAGCUGUGCGGACAGCUGGUGCCAUCACGUACUCGGCCCGCCACGAAUGGGACGUUGCUCUCACCGUCAACUGGCAGACGGGUCUCUGGCUCAACAACGACCUGCCUGGCGACAAAUCACUGAUUUGGCACCAUCCAUUUGCGCAUCUGCGCACUGUGGAAGUGCGCAACGCAAACACGCUUCGCUUCCGCUUUGCAGAAACCACUGCUGCUAUCCUUGUGGACAACCCGGAGUUGGUCAAGUUUGUCAUCACCACGUUUAUGGCAUGUCACCUUCGCUCUCGUGAAGAGACGCAAGUCCUCAGCGUCGCUUAA